AUGACGACUCCAGCUGUUGCUGGUCGAGGCACCGUAACGAAAGGGGAUACCCAUCCUCCUCCUGCCUCAAGCCCCAUCGUGAUUGGCUCUUCAACGACGACAUCUUCACCAUCCUCUACUGCUCCGUUUGGAUCAUCCCCCGUUACAGCGGCCUCCAUCUCAAGUUCUACCGCUGCCACCGUCAUCCCCCUUGUCAAUGGCAUCAGCACGAGUGCGACUACCGUUGCGGAUGCAGCCUCCGAUUCCAUUGUUCCUACUUCUUCUUCCUCCACAACUUUGUCCUCGUCGUCUUCUAACGCAGAUGAGAGCUUUACGUUUGAUACUAUGGAAGAGGCCCUAGAAGCUUUUAAGAGAGGGGAGUUUCUAGUGGUGAUGGAUGAUGAGGCGAGAGAGAACGAGGGAGAUUUGAUCAUUUCUGCUGCGAAUAUAACGACCGAGCAAAUGGCUUGGUUCAUUAAAGUCACUAGUGGAUUUAUAUGUAUUUCUCUACCUGGGGAGAGACUUGAUGAACUUGAGCUUCCGAUGAUGGUCGCUCAUAAUAUGGAAACUUUCAAGACGGCGUAUACGAUUACGGUUGACUAUGCGAUCGGGACGACAACAGGGAUAUCGGCACACGAUCGGGCUUUGACGGCUCGAAAACUUGCGCAGGGUGCUCCGGCCCAUGAGUUCAAUCGCCCGGGUCACCUUGUACCGUUACGUGCCAGAGAAGGGGGUACGUUGACUAGGAAAGGACAUACGGAAGCUGCUGUCGACCUAUGCAGGUUAACUGGUUCAUCAUCUGCUGGACUUCUCUGCGAACUUGUUAAUGACGAUCCUCAAGGGACGAUGGCGAGACGGAACGAUUGUAGAGCGUUUGCGAACAAGUAUGGGUUGAAGAUGAUCAGUGUUGAGAUGAUCGCGGAGUAUAAGCGGAGGAAGAUGGAGAGCGGUUGA
Molecule: messenger RNA, 933 nt
Organism: Cantharellus anzutake
Lineage: Eukaryota; Fungi; Basidiomycota; Agaricomycetes; Cantharellales; Hydnaceae
Product: 3,4-dihydroxy-2-butanone 4-phosphate synthase-domain-containing protein
Exons: 4
Coding region: 1-933 (310 amino acids)
Biological process (GO): aerobic respiration; riboflavin biosynthetic process
Cellular component (GO): mitochondrial intermembrane space; cytosol
Molecular function (GO): 3,4-dihydroxy-2-butanone-4-phosphate synthase activity
Source: RefSeq, a predicted model, not a curated record